This is a messenger RNA of Beta vulgaris subsp. vulgaris (sugar beet), 567 nucleotides long. RefSeq lists its product as hypothetical. The record is from RefSeq and is a predicted model, not a curated record. Lineage: Eukaryota; Viridiplantae; Streptophyta; Magnoliopsida; Caryophyllales; Amaranthaceae. The annotation marks the transcript as partial. The transcript has a single exon.
GUACUUUACAAGAUAUUUCUAAUUUCCUCUUUUUUCUAUUUUACCGUGCACAUCGAUCAUUUUGUUGAGAGCAAACAAAAAAAAAAAAAAACAUUGAAAAUGAUGUGUGUAGAAUGUGGGACGAGAGAUAACCCUUGCAGGUGCAAAGUAGUGGGUCCUACACUUGGGUUUGUGGCGUUUAUAGUGACGGCGGUUGUGGAGUGGCCAGUAGGGAUGGUGGUGUACUUAUUCAAUCACUCAAAAGGUCGUAAGAUUAUGGCUCAUCCUCUUACUGUCGUUUAUCCUAAAGUUUCCGAUGCUAUUCCUAUUUGAAUUUGAUGACUCAAGUUGAAGUUUCACCACCAAGGUAUAAUCAACUCUGUAAAUUUUUUGGUUUUAAUUUGCUCACAAGGUUAAAUUAUAUGCCAAAAAUAAUGGUUUUGGUUGUAUACUUCAUACUUGUAUCAUGUAAUAAUUGAGUUGGAUAAGUAUAACUGACUGUAUGUGCAUAUAAACAUAACCAAAAAAAAAAAGUACUCAUGGUUCUGGUGAUUUUGUAAAUGUACUUGUUUGCUUUUAUAAUUUAAA